Messenger RNA from Caenorhabditis remanei, 1230 nucleotides. RefSeq lists its product as uncharacterized. Gene Ontology annotation, biological process: protein homooligomerization. The transcript is spliced from 3 exons. Gene Ontology annotation, molecular function: protein binding; nucleic acid binding. The record is from RefSeq and is a predicted model, not a curated record. Bases 1 to 1230 code for a protein of 409 amino acids. Lineage: Eukaryota; Metazoa; Nematoda; Chromadorea; Rhabditida; Rhabditidae.
AUGGGAAUCGUCAACAAUGGUUAUGAUAACCCAAACCCAUUUAUCGGCACUGUUGUGAAAUCUAUUGAUUCCACAAGUCGGAAUCUAACAACCAAGGAAGGAAACGAAAUCAUCCGAGCGACGAAUCAUCGACAAGUGAACCGAAAGCACCGUCUCGCAUCAGAACUCAAAAUGAAAGUCGAAGCAUAUCACGACCAUCGUACUGAUGAAAUGCGACUGCUAAUCGAUAAGAGAACCUUCACCACGCAGAAGGAAUACUUGUUGCGACAAGAAGGAGUCUUAAAGAGGCUCAUCGAAGUCAACGACGAAACAAGACGUGAAACGAUGAUCCUCGAUAUCCCAGGAGGAAAUCCGGAUAGAUUUCAACUGAUUCUAAAUUACCAUCGAAACGGUUUCGUAGACUUACCACAAGCGACAGAUGACAUCAGAACGAUCAAAGACGAAGCGAUUUGUUAUGGCUUAGAAGGACUAGCAAUGUCGUGCGACGAAAAAAUAAGGAGAGAAGAAUUCGUAGCAGAAAGAAUCCAAUGGCUGGCCCGAUUCUUCCGCUUCGGAUUAGCUUACAAUGAGCCGGUACCACAAUCAACCUGGAUUCCACAAGCAGAAUUGGAAAGUGCGAUUUUCCGUGUAACGACGCAAAAGUACGACUUGGCGAUGGCAUCAGAGGCGCAAUUCCAGACUAAAACAACGGGAAAUACAUUCCGACUACGCCAAUUCUUCGAAUUCAUCGAGAGACCUAAAUCCAAAUACUCAAAAUGGUAUGAAUUCGCAGAAAUUCUCCAAGCACAUCUGGAAGACUUAGUAAGAAACGAGAAAAGAUUCGGAACGCGACUGAAAACGGAGAAGAGAUCAGAAAAACAAAUCAUCGAAAUGAAAACAGGAGCGAUCAAAAGAAUCCAGAUUCGCCGAAUCGAGAGCGAAACCUUCCCAGUACACGUACGUACGAAUCUCGAAGUGAGUAAAAUCAUAUCAAUACUCUCGGAAUUCGGAGAAAUUCUCGGUUAUCAUCAUCGUCCGUCUGCAAAAUUCCCAACUCCUGAUUUUACGUUCAUUACAUACAAAAACCGAGAGAGCCAAAGAGCAGCACUCCAAGCACAAUACGUUAUAGACAUGGAAGGAAGGAAAGUGAUGAUCCGGCAAGCAUUGCCGCCGUAUAACGGGCACAAACCGGUGUAUCAACCGUACGACGAAACAUUGGCAACAAGAAAUGGAAAGGCGAACGAUAUCUAA